GAGGCGUUACAUAUGUUUGCCGUUUUUUUUCUGCUUAAGUGAGAGGUUUUUUGCAGGACCCUCCUGCUGGGGGAGCAGCUGCUUUUCUUUUAAAUGUGGGAGCGAUUCGGAUGAUAAAUGCGGCCUCGCUUUGUCAUCUCCAGGCUGCAAUGUGACGCUUUAUUUGAUAUGAUGUUUGUUCUGAUGCGAUGCGACUUGGACGUCAUGUCUCCACUUAGCUCACGCCUCAGACGCACUUGUAUCUUUUAACAUCCGUCCAAUCCAGUCAAACUUGUUCUAGUUCAAGGGAAAGUGUGGCAGACAAUUUAUGUUUUAUUCAGAUGAAUUAAGACCCGCUCCCUUAAUGCACAACUGAAAUUAAAAUGGUGUCUCUCAUCCCUUUGUUGGCAUCUUUCCUUAUUUUCCAUUUCAACUUUUAUUGCCUAUAAUCCCUGGCUUGCAUAUUCUAACUAGUAAUUUGAACCCACUGAAUUUGUAUUGGGACAAAGAGGAGUAACACCAGGAACGAAUAGGGGUUGAAUGACCGCUCUCCUUUUGGUUUCACUUUAGUUUCUCAGACUCUGGAGUCACCUCCAGGGAGACAAUGAAUGGAGGGAACAUUUGAAAAUAUCAAUACACUCAAAUAUCACAAUGAUUUUGUGACACUGUCUUGAUUUUUUUAAGCUGGCUAUAUCAAUAUUUAAUACAUUGAUGCUUGAAUAUGCUGCUGCAUUUGUGAUGUGUUUAAUACUAACAUUUUCUUCAUGUAUGCUAGAGUUAUUUUACAGAUAAAGGGAGUGAUUCAUUCCUCUGUAGGAUGGAGAAAUUUAACAGAAAGCCCAUCUGGACUGACGUCACAACAGUAAACUUGUUUUCAUGUACAUCAUAUUGUAGUGCAUUUGCAUCUGAUUUUCCCCCUGAAAAGAAUGAAGGUUCUAACAACAAUAUAUUGUAUGGCAAUAUAUCAUAUCACCACUCCUAUAUAUACAUACAUAUCGUAUCACAAGAUAUCUGCCAGUACAGGGAGAACAGUAAGCAAAUGGGGGGAAAAAACAUUAAAAUGGCCGUUCUAGUUUGGAAACACUAUUAUCACUAUCACAAAUAAAGCCAUAUGAAAAAGGAAAGAAAUGUCUGUUUUGACAAGAGGAGAGAAAAGUGCUCAUCGAAUAAUACAGCCUCAUGCUGAACAACAAAACAACAAAAUAAAUAAGACUAUAAGAAGAAGCUGAGCCAUCUCACCUCACAGACCACCAAACAGGGGGGAUAAUGGAAAGUGCCUGCACUUUCUGCACAGGCUGAGAAGAUGCCAAUCCAUACUGUCACAUUAUGGGAGCACCAUAGGGAGCAUGAAGACCCCCGCCUCCAUGUGGUGUCACAGCUACACAGGGACUGAAUGGAAAGAACGACAGGAGGUGGUGAGGACAAGGAGCAGAGAACAUGAAUGAGGUUUCUCUUCCUGCUGCUGGUGUGCAGCUUUCUGAAGCCAAGAAACCAGGAGGAAUCUGUGUAUAUAAUAAACAAUAUAUUUCUAAUAUAAGUUAGAACAUAUAAUAUAACACAUAAUACGCAUGAAUAAAAAUAAAAUACUAAUUAUAAAAAUGAUUAAAUAAAUAGUAUAUUUUCAGAUAUAUAUACUUACUUCAUUUUUGUCACUAUUUGCUCCUUUUUAUACAAAUAAUAAUAAUAAUAAAUUACAGGUUAUUUACUGGCGAGAUUAUAUAACUACAGGUUCAGGCAUUUUUCCGUUGAAGACGUCGAUGUCGAACAGAACCAGGGUAGAGCCAACAAAACGUUAUAUCAUUCAUGCAGAGAGGAAUGUGGUGGAGAAGGGGAGGAAGGGGGGAAAGCGAGAGAGAGAGAGGUGGCGAGGAGCGCUGAUGGGAGGGAGGAGAGAGACUCCUCGCAUCUCUGCGCGUCGUGAACAUUUAGGAUCAGCUGGGAAAAAUGGAAAAAGCGAAGGCGAGAAGGAAACGACGGUGAGAGAGGCGAGCGUUUUCGGGAGCUGAACAUGGGGAGAGAAGGCUGAGCUGCCGGCAUGUUGCGCUGAAGGUAAUAAAAAACCGGCUUAUUUGCGCUCCUCGUCUGCAUCAAAUCCGCGGCUCGGUGUUGCACCCACAACCUGCCAGACUCCACGGAGAUGCACCACCAUUUUUUUCGCUUCUGAGACGCGCCUUGCGACAGAGAGAUAAGAGAUGCCUGCUUUGGCCGUGAGGUGCGAGGAUGCCCGUGGACGUGAUCGUGUCAUCGCUGCUGCAGAACCCACCAGAGCUCCACGGCUCCAGACUCACACCACUGAGCUGAGCUGAAGAGGAGUCAGUGGGCUGGAACCCAGCACCCAUCCCUCAAACAUCUCUCACACAGCCUGUGCUUGCAUGGUGGACAGGCCUGGCCACUCUCAAGGGAGGAAUCAAGUGGGUUCCCCAGGAUCUGCCGCCUCCCCAAACCUGUCUGAGGACCGCUGUGAAGCUGACCAGCUACCUGAUGGUUUCUGGAGAGCAGCCUGGAUGCCCAGUGUGGGUGUGAACGCUCGGAAAAAAGCCCCUUUUUGCAGUUUUUCAUCGGCAGACGGGAGCAGCCGGCGACUCUGUGUGUGUCAUGUUAGAUGUUGGACUCUUGCCUGCUCCCUCAAACUCUCUGACCUGUUCUGUCUGAGCCCCAUCCCUCCUAUGACUGUUUGGGCUUCACCGCAGCAGAAGCAAGCCUUUUACUCGCAACAACAUUAAACAAACAGGGUCAGGAUGCAGGUGUCGUUUGCCUGCACCGAGCACAACCUCAAGAGUCGCAGUGAGGACAGACUAUGCGGCCUUCGCACCGCCCCGCCUCCAGGUGGCAGUAGUGGCGGAGUAGGGGGCGGCGGCGGCAGCGGAGGUGGCGGUGGCAGUGGAGGUGGCAGUGGUGCCGGAGGAGGAGGUGGAGGAGGAGGCGGAGGAGGGGGAGGAAGUGGAGGAGGUGGUGGACAAGGGAGCAAUGGAAACUACAUCUCCCAAGGAUCUGUCAAAACCAGAGAGGGGUCUCGACAGACCCCUCAGGGCCACGCGCACAUGAAGGAGGCCAUCGGGCGCCACACCAGCAUGAAGUACAGGAACCUCGGAAAGUCAGGCCUACGUGUUUCCUGCCUCGGGUUAGGCACCUGGGUGACUUUUGGAUCACAGAUCUCCGACGAGACGGCUGAGAGUCUGAUGACUAUAGCCUAUGAAAAUGGAGUGAACCUCUUCGACACAGCGGAGGUUUACGCUUCUGGAAGAGCUGAAAUCACCUUGGGAAAUAUCAUCAAGAAGAAAGGAUGGAGGCGUUCAAGUUUCGUCAUCACCACCAAGAUCUACUGGGGAGGCCAGGCAGAGACCGAGCGAGGACUGUCUAGAAAACACAUUAUAGAAGGUGGAGUAUCUUUUGAAUGUUUGCGAGGAUCUCUAUCACGGCUUCAGCUAGAAUAUGUCGACAUCAUAUUCGCCAACAGGAAUGAUGUCAACAGUCCGAUGGAAGAGAUUGUUCGGGCAAUGACGUUUGUAAUAAACCAAGGAAUGGCCAUGUACUGGGGCACGUCACGCUGGAGCGCCAUGGAAAUCAUGGAGGCGUAUUCAGUGGCGCGCCAGUUCAACCUGAUCCCUCCGGUGUGUGAGCAGGCCGAGUACCACUACUUCCAGAGGGAUAAAGUGGAGGUGCAGCUUCCGGAGCUCUACCACAAAAUAGGCGUCGGGGCCAUGACCUGGUCUCCACUUGCUUGUGGAUUAAUCACAGGAAAGUACAGCGACGGCGUUCCGGAGUGCUCCAGAGCAGCCAUGAAGGGUUACCAGUGGCUGAAGGAGCGAGUGAACAGUGAGGAGGGACGCAGGCAGCUGGCUAAAAUCAAGGAGCUCCAUCUGUUGGCCGACAGACUGGGCUGCACCGCUGCACAGUUAGCCAUCGCCUGGUGUCUGCGCAGUGAAGGAGUUAGCUCCGUUCUACUGGGUGUUUCAAAUGCGGAACAGCUGCUGGAAAACCUGGGCGCCCUACGGAUUUUAUCCCAAAUGACCCCUCAAACCAUCGCUGAGAUCGACGCCCUCCUGGGAAACAAGCCACACUCAAAGAAAGAAUCGCGGGCUUGAAGACAGGGACGGAUGACAUUUCCGAAAUUGGGACAGAGAAGACAAUGACAUUUGGAGGAAAACACGUUUUUUUUCCUCUGCUGUAUACUUGCAUGUCCUCAGCAACAUUACGCUUCCGAUACUUGCGCAUCUCCACUGUUGCGCACUGCAUUCAGACAUGUAUGGGAACAAAAAUAUAGUAUACAAAAAUGCAGUCAUUUACAGUGUUUACUGAAGGUGGACGGACGGCAGGUUCACACAGAGGUAGAAAAUAAUCACCACUUGUUAAAGUUAAUGUUCUAAAAACGGAGGAAUCGACUCCUUGUGUGUGUGUUACAGCGCAUUUUUACAGCUUUAGCGGUGCUUUCAUGGAGCACGUGAGUCUCCUCCUUCCGCAGCUGCCUGUUACUCCGUACCAUGUUUAGAAGCCAGCCGCCAAAGGUUAGUGCCCAUGUGUCUCGCUGAACAUUCCCAUUGUGCAUGUGACCGCUCUGCCUCACGGCUUCACAGGGUUGGGAGCAAAGGACUACUUAUUGAGACAAGAUCAAGACAAGUUUUUUUUUUUUUUUAAAUGUAGUCAGGUGUUAAAAAUAUCUGAUCAUAAGCUCUUUUCAAGAAUGGGUGGCUAAGCGGGGAGAAGAAACCCUUGAUGCUUUUCCAGUUGAUUUAAACAUUUGUUUGAUAUACUUUACUCUGAGAAUAAAUAGUUAUAGGGCGGUGACUUGGGAUUAAAAAUAUAGACUGAUUUUCAAGGUUAAGACAAGAAAAGAAAAAAAAUAGUUAUAUAAACUACGACAAGGAAAGAUUAUUUAAAAUAUUUUGGGUGAAAUCAACACUCAACUCAAACUCUGAAGUAUUACUGUUAAUACAUUUACUACAAUUGUACAGCCAUCAAUAUUUCUAAAAAUAUAUAUAUAUUCAGUAAGUAUUUCAGAUUGCUUUUGAAACAUAUCCUUGAGACUAAAAUCUCAUUCAAUAACAAUGAAAGGUUGGUUAAUUUGUGAGUUUAUUUAUUAAAGAAAAGGGAGAAUUUUUGGUAUCAAUCAUAAUGGACCGAGAUUGAGGGUGGUGAAGAGGAGAGUGCAGGCAGGGUGGACACGCCAGGAAAGUAGCAGCGAAGGGGGAUGGUAUAAUUGUAGUUGUCCCACAAUGGGGAAAUGUAGAGACCUGCCAGAAGAGACAGACAGGUUAGACGACAAUGGUUAGACGGCAAAUAUGUAAAAGAGAAGAGGAACCAACAAGGUUCAUGGACAGGUGUGACAAGCGAGGGCAUAGGAAAUGAUGAAAAAUGAAGAUCAGUUUAUCAAUUUUAAUCCCAAGUGAAAGUGAAAGUGGUCCCUUUUCGUGGUGACUUGGCAGUUAAUUUAUCAAGCACAGGGUCGCUGGCUGAACUUGAAUCCACAGUUACACAUUGAAGUGACUUUUCAAGUGAUAUUUUUCUUUUCUUAAAAAAAGGGCAAAUGAACAGCUAAAAGGUAAAAAUCCCAGCCCUGCUGCUUUCCCAGCAGCCUCUUUGCCUCCUCUGUUUGUAAACUGCGCGCAUGUCCCUUUAAGAGAGAAAAGCCCCAGAGCAGGGCAUCAAUGUGGCAUGGCUUCUUCUGGCUUAUGUAGAUUUGCAGUGCCCUUGUAAGCCAUUUUUACCCCAAAUAAUCAGCCAUCUUGCAUUAAAACUGUCCAUCCGAAUGAUUCUUUUGUCUUGGAGUGUAUUGAAGGACAGAACCAUGAUAUACAAUAAAAAGACGGUAUGAGACAAUGUGGACACUGUGGAGUGAGUCUUAGUUUCAGGUGACCAGUUGAAGGGUCAUUUGAAAGACUUUUUUUUUGUGUUAAAGGCCCAAAUGUCUUUCUCCCUCCUCUUUCUGUAUUAUUUGUUUUAUUUAACUCAUGUAUUAGUUCCAUUUCCUUCUGUACUGAUGGAUCAUUUGUACUGUGGGGGGGCUUUGUUCUCUUCCCCCUGGUGACAACACUCCUGCAGGGUGAUCAUACUUUGUCAUAUUUUAGGCUCUGUAAAAAGGCUUCUAAGUAGCUUCCGAUGUACAUAAAUAAUUCAGUCAACACACGAAAUGUAACUGCAUAACUUCUAUUUUACUGUCUUGCUACCAACAGAAACCAAAAAAGAAGAGACCCCUCAUGAUGAAUGUAUUUGUCUGUCAAUCAAUCAAAAAGGAAAAGCACAUUCAGCGAGUUAUGGUUUUUGAGUUUUGUUUUUUUUGUAAAGGAAAAACUGCACUUGGUGGAAAUUUUUUUACACUUAUUUGAGAAGAAUCAAAGUAUCUGUGUUGCUUCACGUCUCAUACAUACUCUGGAAAACAAAAUGAAUAAUGUCUGCAUUAAUAAAUAUAAUUUCCUAUUCAUAUUAAAGUCAUAAUGGUGUGUAUGAAAGAGAAAAUAUAAUAGCAAAUUAAGUUGAAGUCAAAAUA
Molecule: messenger RNA, 6463 nt
Organism: Synchiropus splendidus (mandarinfish)
Lineage: Eukaryota; Metazoa; Chordata; Actinopteri; Syngnathiformes; Callionymidae
Product: voltage-gated potassium channel subunit beta-2-like
Exons: 14
Coding region: 2718-4064 (448 amino acids)
Biological process (GO): potassium ion transport; regulation of potassium ion transmembrane transport
Cellular component (GO): membrane; cytoplasm; voltage-gated potassium channel complex
Molecular function (GO): voltage-gated potassium channel activity; transmembrane transporter binding; potassium channel regulator activity
Source: RefSeq, a predicted model, not a curated record